This is a messenger RNA of Pan troglodytes (chimpanzee), 852 nucleotides long. It is a transcript of the gene OAZ3, whose product is annotated as ornithine decarboxylase antizyme 3. Gene Ontology annotation, molecular function: ornithine decarboxylase inhibitor activity. The record is from RefSeq and is marked reviewed. NCBI's taxonomy places the organism in Eukaryota, Metazoa, Chordata, Mammalia, Primates, Hominidae. The transcript is spliced from 5 exons. Gene Ontology annotation, biological process: positive regulation of protein catabolic process. Gene Ontology annotation, cellular component: nucleus; cytoplasm.
ACUUUGCCACAGGGAGGCACUGAACUGAAAAACUGCCUUGUAAGAGGUGUCGCCCCUCUGUCUACUCCCUUUCUUAUAUCAAGAGGGGAAAAACACGUAACUACCUCUACCCGAUCUGGUCACCAUACGCCUAUUACCUUUAUUGUUACAAGUACCGGAUCACCCUCCGGGAGAAGAUGCUGCCUCGCUGUUAUAAAAGCAUCACUUAUAAGGAAGAGGAGGACUUGACACUCCAGCCCCGUUCCUGCCUCCAGUGCUCCUGAGUCCCUAGUAGGCCUCCAGGAGGGCAAAAGCACCGAGCAGGGUAACCACGACCAGCUUAAAGAACUGUAUUCGGCUGGGAACUUGACGGUGCUGGCUACUGACCCCCUGCUCCACCAGGACCCAGUACAGUUAGACUUUCACUUCCGCCUUACCUCCCAGACCUCUGCCCAUUGGCACGGCCUUCUCUGUGACCAUCGACUCUUCCUGGAUAUCCCAUAUCAGGCCUUGGAUCAAGGCAACCGGGAAAGUUUGACCGCAACCCUGGAGUACGUGGAAGAGAAGACAAAUGUGGACUCUGUGUUUGUGAACUUCCAGAAUGAUCGGAAUGACAGAGGUGCCCUGCUGCGGGCCUUCAGCUACAUGGGCUUUGAGGUGGUCAGACCAGGUCACCCUGCCCUCCCUCCCUUGGACAAUGUCAUCUUUAUGGUGUAUCCCCUUGAAAGGGAUGUUGGCCACCUGCCCAGUGAGCCUCCUUGAACAUGCUUAUUCCAAUGCUUUGAGGGGCUGGAAGCCUUGACACAUGGAAUCAGGGGCCUGGGAUGUGAUUCAGGACACUUUCCAUCCUAGGAAUAAAGGGUAGUGCAAUCA